CAUUCGGCACCCUCGAACAAGCAAGUUACCAAAUAAAUACUCUGUUGGGAAGCCUAGUUGGUUGGAAAGUCUUAUUGAAAGGGGCUACCCAUUUUAUUCUGACGUCCAUCACAUGCGUGUUACCACUUCAAGAUAUCCGUUUGGAGUAUCCUUAUCAUCCCACUUAAAAUCAUGCUCCAUCAUCAUAUUCAAAACUACCAAAAUCAUUUUAUUGUUUUAUUUUUACCUAUUCCGUCGCCUCAUAAUUUGGUUUCCAACUUUGGAUGAUAAAAAAUUAAUCCAUUAGAACCAGGGAAAAAAGAUAAGAGAAUCACCUGACAUCAUUGUUGCUGGAUAAAAUAUUUUUUCAUUUAUAGAAUCAGUACAUUAUUGGAAAGUGACAAGGGUAGCAAUUCGAUCGAGAACGGAUAUGACAGUGACGCAUGCCAUUCUGUGUGCUGCUGUUGGUGUAAAGGUUCUUCGUAUUUGAGGAGGGAUUGGGAAAGGGGUUUUGAUUAAAUACAUAUCAAUCAAUUCGAUUCUCUCUGUUCAUCAUGUAUAGAUUACGAGCUUGCAGAGAAAUGAGAGUCAUAGCUCGCCAAACGGCUUUAAAUUGGCUCAGCUCAUUCAAUCCGUCAAGAUCCAUCCAUUCGCUAUCUCUUGCCAGUGAGGUUGAGGAAAUAUCAGGUUUGCAACCUGCUGAAGUACGCAACUUGGUGCAAGGCAAAUGGAUAGGAACUUCUUCUUGUAAUACAAUUGUGGAUCCUCUAAAUGGGGAACCAUUCAUUAAAGUUGCCGAAGUUGAUGACACAGGAAUACAGCCGUUUGUAGAGAGCUUGUCCAUGUGUCCCAAACAUGGUCUACACAAUCCAUUUAAAGCACCAGAAAGAUAUCUUUUGUUUGGAGACAUAUCUGCAAAGGCAGCCCAUAUGCUUUCCCAGCCUGAGGUCUCUGAUUUCUUCACUAGGUUAAUACAAAGGGUGGCUCCAAAAAGUUACCAACAGGCUCAUGGUGAAGUAUAUGUUACUCAAAAAUUUCUGGAGAAUUUCUCUGGUGAUCAGGUACGUUUUUUGGCAAGGUCUUUUGCAGUACCUGGGAAUCAUCUUGGGCAGCAAAGUAAUGGUUUUCGCUGGCCUUAUGGUCCUGUAGCAAUUAUAACCCCUUUCAAUUUUCCACUAGAGAUUCCUGUGCUUCAGUUGAUGGGUGCACUUUAUAUGGGCAAUAAACCUAUUCUUAAAGUUGAUAGCAAGGUAUGUAUUGUUAUGGAACAAAUGCUCCGACUGCUCCAUGAUUGUGGGUUGCCAAUGGAGGAUGUUGACUUCAUCAAUUGUGAUGGGAAGACAAUGAAUAAGCUAUUAUUGGAGGCAAAUCCACGAAUGACUCUCUUUACCGGCAGUUCGAGGGUGGCAGAUAAGUUGGCUGUUGAUUUGAAGGGUCGAAUCAAAUUGGAAGAUGCAGGAUUCGACUGGAAGAUCCUGGGGCCUGAUGUACAGGAGGUGAAUUAUGUUGCAUGGGUUUGUGAUCAAGAUGCAUACGCAUGUAGUGGCCAAAAGUGUUCAGCUCAAUCAAUGCUAUUCAUGCAUGAGAAUUGGUCUGCAAGUUCACUUAUACGUCAAAUGAAUGAUCUUGCUGCAAGAAGGAAGCUAGAUGAUUUAACUAUUGGCCCUGUCCUUACGUUUACAACUGAAGCAAUGUUAGAGCAUGUGAAUAAUUUGCUUCAGAUAUCAGGAUCAAAACUACUCUUUGGUGGUGAAGCUUUAGAAAACCACUCUAUUCCUCCGGUAUAUGGUGCUAUAAAACCAACUGCCAUUUUUGUUCCACUUGAAGAAAUAUUAAAGGACAACAAUUACGAGCUUGUAACAAGGGAAAUUUUCGGACCAUUCCAGGUUGUUACUGAGUACAAAGAUGAUCAGCUCCCAAUGGUGUUAGAUGCCCUUGAAAGGAUGCAUGCGCAUUUGACAGCUGCUGUGGUUUCCAAUGAUCAAUUAUUUCUGCAGAAAGUUCUCGGGCAGACGGUUAAUGGAACUACUUAUGCUGGAUUGAGAGCGAGAACUACCGGAGCUCCACAAAAUCACUGGUUUGGGCCAUCUGGAGAUCCUAGAGGAGCAGGAAUAGGAACCCCAGAAGCAAUAAAGCUUGUUUGGUCUUGCCAUAGAGAAAUCAUAUAUGACAUUGGUCCCAUGCCAAAACUCUGGAAUACUCCACCUCCUUCCUAAAUCGUCACGUAAACGAUGAAGACAAAAGAGAACAUAUGGACUUAAAACCUGCAAAGGGGUCAUGUGGCUAAUAAUUAAUGUCAAAUGACAAUAUUGAUGGAAAUUAGUUCUUGUUAAAAUAAAUGGCAACUUUCAUUUACAGUUAAUUGCUAUUUCAAUGUUUGGUUAGUUUUUUAA
Molecule: messenger RNA, 2372 nt
Organism: Cornus florida
Lineage: Eukaryota; Viridiplantae; Streptophyta; Magnoliopsida; Cornales; Cornaceae
Product: delta-1-pyrroline-5-carboxylate dehydrogenase 12A1, mitochondrial
Exons: 16
Coding region: 534-2195 (553 amino acids)
Cellular component (GO): mitochondrion
Molecular function (GO): L-glutamate gamma-semialdehyde dehydrogenase (NAD+) activity; aldehyde dehydrogenase (NAD+) activity
Source: RefSeq, a predicted model, not a curated record